CACUCCUCUUUCCCAUUUCACACAUUCACAAACUGCUACAACUACGAUCACCACUAUGACGAUGAUGAAGAGGACGAGAGACGACCAGGUUCGUGACGACAACAUAACUGCCCUCGCCAACUGCUUGAUGUUACUAUCAAGCAGAUCAGGACGAGGAGCAGGAGGAGGAGGAGAAUUCUCGACACGUGUGUUCACGUGCAAGACAUGCAACAGGCAGUUCCCGUCGUUCCAGGCGCUGGGCGGCCACCGUGCCAGCCACAAGAAGCCGAGGCUGAUGGCCGGAGAUGAGUCGUUGCAGCGGCCGUUGUCCCCGCCCAAGCCGAAAACUCAUGAGUGCUCUAUAUGCGGCCUGGAGUUUCCGAUAGGGCAAGCGCUGGGCGGACACAUGAGGAGACACAGAGCAGGUGCCGUUGCUGAUGAUCAAAAUCUGCGGGCGGCGCCGGCGGUUUCCGAGGCUCCUAUUGUGAAGAGAGCGAAUAGCAGGAGGGUUUUGUGCAUGGAUCUGAACUUGACGCCGUUGGAGAACAAGUUUGUGUUUGGCGAUGGUAUUAUUAAUCCUGCUGUUGACUGCUUUUUCUGAUUGUUUUCUCUGUAAAUUAGACUGUGAUUUGUUCAUUCGUUUAUUGGCCAUGAGAAUGGAAUUAAUACAUCAUCUAGCAUAUUAGUAAUUAAGGAGUUUUACGUAGUGCUUUAGU
Molecule: messenger RNA, 695 nt
Organism: Sesamum indicum (sesame)
Lineage: Eukaryota; Viridiplantae; Streptophyta; Magnoliopsida; Lamiales; Pedaliaceae
Product: zinc finger protein ZAT12
Source: RefSeq, a predicted model, not a curated record